AUGACCCCGGACUCGCCGCCCACGGCCGAACCCCAGCAACGACAACAACAACACCAACCCUCGUCAUCACCAGCCGUCCCGCCAACAACCUCUCCCUCCUCAACCUUGGAAAAGCCUUCCCAGACCACCACCAACAAUGGCCACCUCCCUCUGCACACCGCCGACGUACCCCUCGCAAGGAAACCCACGCCGACCGAAAAGAUCAAGCGGACCCUGGCGGUGCGCCCGACGGGCGAGUCUGGCCGUUCGGGCAUCCACCCGCUGAUCUUUCUGCGCAACGUUUUCCGCUCCGCCUCGUGGGCCUCGCGUAUCGUCAAUGUGCUCUGGCCCGUCGUGCCAGCCGCCAUUGCGGUGCGGUACGCCAUGCCAAACAACCACCUCGUCAUCUUCAUCCUGAGUUACUUGGCCAUGGUACCGUGCGCGAACCUGAUUGGGUUUGCCGGGCAAGAGCUGAGCCGCAAGUUUCCACAUGUCAUGGGGGUUAUUAUUGAGACCACGCUUGGGAGCCUGGUCGAGAUCAUCAUGUUCGUUGUCUUGAUCACGCGGCCUGAGGACGGGGUGGUCGACUACAUCCAGGUGAUCAAGGCGGCAAUUCUGGGUUCGGUGCUGGCCACCAUGCUGCUGUGUCUCGGCCUGUGCUUCGUCGCGGCAGGCCUGAAGCGGGAGGAGACGCACUUCUCUGAGGCUGUGAGCGAGGCCGGGAGCGGGCUGCUCUUGACGGCCGGUUUCGGCCUCGCCGUCCCCACGGUCUUCGAGCACUCUCUGAGCGGCAAGAUCCCAGACAGCGAGCUCAUGAUUAAAACGAUUGAGAUCUCGCGCAGCUCGGCCGUUCUGUUAAUGGUCGCCUACCUAAUAUACGUCUUCUUCCAAGCUCGUACCCAUCACGGCAUCUACAACGACGUCUUCGUCGCCGACGAGGCACGCGACGCCGAUAAGCACCUGGAGAAGAUGCACUACCGCCUGACUUUCACCGAGUGCUGUCUCGCCCUGUCCAUCUCCAUCGCCCUUGUCACCCUCAUCGCGAUUGCACUGGUCGACCAGAUCCACUACCUUGUCGAGGAGCGACACGUCUCGGAUGCCUUUGUCGGUCUCAUCCUCGUGCCGCUUGUCGAGAAAGCGGCCGAGCACCUGACGGCUGUCGACGAGGCGUACGACAACCAGAUGAAUUUUGCCUUAUCGCACGUGCUGGGCGCCACGCUGCAGACGGCCCUCUUUAACGCCCCGCUCGUCGUCAUCGUCGGCUGGGGGCUCGACAAGCCCAUGGGCCUUAACUUUGAGGUGUUUGAUUUGGUGGUUCUGCUGCUGGCCAUCCUCACCGUAGGUAAUUUUCUGAGGGACCAGAAGAGCAACUACCUCGAGGGCGCGCUGUGCGUAUUGGUGUACGUUGCCAUCGCCGUCGCGGCGCUGUACUACCCGAAUCCACAUAUUAUCGCGGCAGCUGAGGCGGGCGAGGGAAGUGUUGGGCAUCGUUAG
Messenger RNA from Parathielavia appendiculata, 1473 nucleotides. RefSeq lists its product as uncharacterized. Gene Ontology annotation, biological process: calcium ion transmembrane transport; intracellular calcium ion homeostasis. The transcript has 3 exons. Lineage: Eukaryota; Fungi; Ascomycota; Sordariomycetes; Sordariales; Chaetomiaceae. Gene Ontology annotation, cellular component: fungal-type vacuole membrane. The record is from RefSeq and is a predicted model, not a curated record. Gene Ontology annotation, molecular function: calcium:proton antiporter activity. Bases 1 to 1473 code for a protein of 490 amino acids.